GAUCUGCUGGCGGUUGGAUACGUUGUUGUGUUGUCCUGUUUUUGCUGAAAGUGGGGUCACAUCACCCGUAAAAUUAUCAUCGCCGCAGUGAAGUCAACAUGCACCGUGAAGUAGAGCUGAGCCGUGAACCAGAGAGCCGAGACCCUCCGCCCGGUCUGGGCUUCCGCCUCGAGGCCCACCGUAUUGUCAGCAUCUCGCUAGGCAAGAUCUACCAUUCCAGGGUACAGCGAGGCGGCAUUAAACUGCACAAGAACCUGAUGGUGUCCCUGGUCCUGCGGAGCGCCCAGCAGGUGUACCUGAGCCAGGGAGUCGAGGAGCUGCACCAGGAGUACGCUGCAGCGGGGCAGCCGUUAUACCCAAGCCCGCCGGAGGAAGAAAACAGGGAGCCCCAGACCUGCUUGUGCCUCGCGGGGCAGGUGGAGAGAGAUCCCCGCACAUGCUGCUGCCUGGCUGAGCGCACAGAGGAAGCCCCGGCCCCUGUUACCCCGAGGGGGGUGACUUGCUGUAGAGACUGCCCUACCCAGCACGGCCGUGAGCCCCAGUCAGACCCCUCCAAUUGCAGGAAACGGACAGGGGAGAACCCGCAGGAAGCACCGGCCAUGAAGCGGGCGAGAAGGGAGCAAAGAGAGCAGGAGGUGCCGGAGCCCGGAGAGGAAGCGGAGGAGCAGAUGGAGACGGAGAAUGUAGCCAACCUCAUCAGUAUUUUUGGCACCAGCUUCUCGGGACUUCUCAGUAACAGUAAAGACUCCGUUAACGAGAGCACAGAGGGGGUUGAGCAGGAGGAACUGAACUCUACUACUCCUGCGGGACAGGGCUGCAGUGAGAGGGCGAUUAGCCCAAAUAUUACCUCCUGGAACACGGCCAUUGAGGCCUUCUGAGUGACUCGUACGCCCGUAUUAGGGCGACACAAAACAAUGUUUAUGGAUAAUGUUUUAUAUUAAAGGAUCGUUAUUGCUGGGUUAAGCUGACCUGGAAGCUAAAAGAAUUUGUUGUAUUUGUGUUUUUUCUUUGUCCAACUAAGGGUGGAGAGUACCUCUUAAUGUUAUCACUUAAUUCAUUGGAUAUGGAGUCUUAGAAGAAGCACUUGAAAAAAGAGUGGGUAAUGUUGGGGGAUUUAAAUUAGCCCUGUUCAUUGUUCCAAUUGAUUUUGUCAUUUGAUGUGUAGAUGGUUAUCACUUCCAUUGCAUUUUACAAAGUCACUGCUACUGUUGUUUUCAGGGUUUGAUCUGCUGUGGCAUUCCCCAUAUAUGGUGUUGCAGGUCCCUCUGGCAUUGGUGGUGUUUUAACAUUUCUAUACAUCAUAUUUAUGCCCAAUGAGCCCUAUUCUAAUCUACUAAAAUGUACCUUUUUUCAUUUGGGGUCCCUUCCCUGGCUGCUAUUUUUCAUGUUGCUAUUCAUGUAAACAUUCUUGGCCUUAAAAAGACCCAUAUAUUUAACAUCCCCAAAAGGGUUAACAUGGAUUACAAAUUGAGACUAUAUGUCUGACCCCCCCAGGGUAUUAUACAUCUGGCAGUUUACCCCCCCCCCCCCCCAUAGAAGAAUGUGCACCCAUCCCCCACCACUAUCCUUUGGUCACCACGUGCAAGGGGAGUUCCCCAUAUUUAGAGAGGGGGGAGGGAAAUUCCCAUCUGCUAACGAACCCUCACCCACCCAUUGUGUACUAGGGGCCAGGAGGUUUGUUUCACACAGCCACUCCUUCCGGUUUCAUGUCCUGACUUGAAAUAGCACAUACCAAAUAACUGACAUGGGCACCAAGUGAGAUAUGGCGCACUGCUAGAAUUAAAUUCUUAAACAGCCCCCUUAACCCUUUAGUACCUCCAGACAUGGCUUUGUGUCUUAUAGCCAACGGUUUGCCCAAAUAGACCAUCAUAUGAAUAGUGAAUUCUAGAUAAAAAUCCGCACACCCUAUUUAUUCCAUCACAUUUUCUAGUUAAAUUGGAGUACUGUUAAAUUCUUGGUACCGCCACGUCCACACAUCUCAUCAUGGUUACUAACUAGUAUAAGCAUGAGGAAGUGACUUAUGUAUUUCUGUGUAAUUGUGGGAUGGAGAAAAAAAACCUGUACGUGUAUUGUAUAUGUAUUUCCUGAAAGCUCUGGUCAGACUUGGUGCUUGUGAAUACAUCUAGCUCUGUACAUGAGAAUUCUAAAGACUUGCAGCCUGAGCUCUCUCCUGUCUUUGUUUUAGAAGAUGGGCGGCUUUGGGCGUACAAUUUAAAACAAACUCUUGUUUACAGUAUUUUAUGCACAAUGCUGUAAUUUGGUUUUCUGUAUAAAAUGACGUUUCUACGUGUUUAACACGUAUUAAAUAGUUUGAAAAGUU
This is a messenger RNA of Bombina bombina (fire-bellied toad), 2320 nucleotides long. RefSeq names its product immediate early response 5 (gene IER5). The transcript has a single exon. Lineage: Eukaryota; Metazoa; Chordata; Amphibia; Anura; Bombinatoridae. The record is from RefSeq and is a predicted model, not a curated record. Bases 99 to 878 code for a protein of 259 amino acids.